AUGAAUACGUCACAAGAACGUUUUGAAGAACAGUUUCAUCAACAGCUGACCGAAAGCGAAGGACAUCAGGAUGAGACCGCAGAUGAGUCGGAACUACAAGACGAGGAUCCUGACUAUGAAAGUGAAUCGGAAUCUGGUGAUGAACCUGAAAUGUCCUGGUCAACAACUUCAUCAACUCAAGACCGAUGGAUUUUCACAGGAGAACAUGGACCAGCCGCCGUUUUAGUUGCAGCCAUCCUGUCGACUUCUACAAUCUGUUUCUUGACGCUGAAAUGA
Haemonchus placei is the source of this 276-nucleotide messenger RNA. The record is from the annotation of a GenBank genome assembly. Lineage: Eukaryota; Metazoa; Nematoda; Chromadorea; Rhabditida; Trichostrongylidae.